This is a messenger RNA of Porites lobata, 5178 nucleotides long. The record is from the annotation of a GenBank genome assembly. Lineage: Eukaryota; Metazoa; Cnidaria; Anthozoa; Scleractinia; Poritidae.
UUUGUUUUUACACUUAUUUUUAUUUUUUUUACUUUUUCGUAUUUCCCAGCGCUGAGUAUCAAAACCGGAAUAUGCAAUUUCACCAUUACUACUCCUGGUCUGUUUGCGUGUGAAAAGGUUUCCUUUGAGAAUCCUUUCAAUGGCGGGCAGGAUGUGAAAGUUUUCGUUUCCAAAAGCCACGCUACAAAGAAUUAUAGUGGUGGAGAUGGCGCGGCUAUUUGGGUGGAGUCUGUGGAUAAUAAAGAAUUUAGAGUUUGUGUUUUGGAGUACGGAUAUGGUUCUAGUGGGACUACGAAAGUGAACUGGAUGGCGCUGCAAUCUGUUCCUGUUGGCGCUCAACUAGACACCGUCUCGUUGGAUUCUUGGUCCACUGGAGAAAAGUGUAAAAGGAUCGCCUUUGAAAAGGUUAACAUUUAUACAUCUUUAAAAAGGUUUACCCAUCUUCAUAUUUUUUGCUAAUUUUUGCUUUAAAUAUUAAGUGAGAAAGUCGAUAUUUCGAUUCCUUUUGUUUCUACGUGGCCAAGUUUAUAGUAAUCGUUAUAUUUACAAAUUCUGUGUUUAAUUCGUAAAACUCUUCUUAAUUUUUCAUCUGCAAAAAUUCUACCCAAUUUGCUUCUUUCAAGUUCAGAAUGAUUUUUUUCUAUCACACUUCCCUCGUUUUAUAUCAUAUCCUUGUUUGUGUGAAGAAGAAAUGUUAUUGAUUAUUUAUUUCGUUCUCUUUUACUUUUUCAGCGUUUCUCAAUUCCUCCGAGCAUCUAUGUAACAGUUCGUCACCAAAUUCUCAAGAGACCUCAGGACGCCUUGGCAUUGUGGGUAGAGGAUGUACGCAGGGACAGUUUUAAGGUUUGCCUCAGGGAAACGAAGAUUUUUGAUGGGCUGCAUAAAAACAUCCAGGUGGUAAGUGAAUUCCUUUUGUCACCUGUUACAUGUUUGAGAGUAGACUCACACGACAGCCAAGUUGUUCCUCGCUUGCUGCAACUUACAGGGGCUGUGCUCUAGCAGAACCCAGUUGUCCCAGGCGCUUUACCUUUGCCCUUUGCCCACUAGGAAAUCGUAGCUUUUUUCAUAGAGAUCCUAUGUUGGGUACUCUGUGAUUUACAGAGGUUCAGAGCAAUGGGCUCCCUUCUCUUAGAAACAACCUUGACUUGAGAAAGAAUAUAUUGAUAACAUUGUUAAUACUUUUUCACUUGUCUUUCAGGACUGGAUAGCAUUUGUUAAGCUGAUGACGCUGAAUUCUACCUUGAUCCAUGGCCUUGUAACAACAAAGAAUAACUCACUACUAAACAAGCAACAAAACAACGCUGUCUGUCAGGUAAAGUAACUAAUCAACUAUACUGUUUUGGUUUCUCAGUCACUUAUAUUCAUAAAUAGAAAAUCUUUCAUAAGUUCAUGGAGCUCUAAUGUUGUUAUCUUCAACUAUUUAAACAACAUAUAUCAUAUAGCGCAUAUGUGUAGAAAAACAUAAUAAUGCUCAUUCUUUUCUUGUUUUGUUAGAUAAUAAAGUUCACUGAUGCUUUCUAUGCCCCUCCGGUAGUAAUGGUUUCACCAAGACUCAGUUACCAUAACAACAACUCUCGUUUCUCGGCUUCUGGAACCUGUAACGCAGUUACUGCGUGGAUUCAGGUAACAAAUAUGAAACUCAGAGCCAUUUUUCUUAGUCCGUUGCGUCCUUAGGCUGCCUUCUUAUCUUUUCCCUUCUAACUUACUUACAGAAUUGUCUCUGUUUCAAUUUUCAUGUCGUUUAAGGAGUCCAAAAAAGUUUUUUUUGUUUUGUUUUUUCCUAAUUUUUCCAACCAACCUGUGCACGCUACGGUUUCGCUUUCUAAGCGACCUUGGUGUACCCAGCGACAUAGUUGUUAAGAAAAUACCUAAUGAUGCUUGUAAUGAAUAAUCUGAUACUUCUUAUGAUUGUGUCUAGCAUACCUUUACAAACGAAACCGAGGUGUGUAUGAGAAGAUACAGCAAUAACGCCAAUUAUAAGGACAUCGUACAACUGGAUUACCUGGUGAUUGGAGGUACGUAAACAAUAUAUCAAAACCUUGGUGAAGGCUGUAUGCUGUAGUGUAUCAAGUACAAUUUAUAAUCUUUUGAAGUCGUAUCAUGGAGGGCUUCUUUUCUCUAAUUAAUGCUACUUUUUGUUGUCUCUUUUUUGGGGGAUUGUAGAUUUGGUUGACUGAAAGAACACGUUACUACAAUAACUUCGUCCCUAUAAUUUUGUGUAUUCAAGAAAAUGAGAUUUUUUAGAAAAUUUUAAAGUCUAAAUUUCUUUGGCGCAGUGGUUCUCCUGAUCACGAAAUUAACAGGCUCAUAUGUGAUGUCAUAACACAAAAAUUCAGGAACUGAAAAACGGGAUCAUAUGCACUCUUAUCCUUUUCUUAGGGUCGCCAGUGUUGUUGCAUUUAACUGCAAUGCACCUCAUUGGCAUCUUAAAGCUGUUUCAACUAGUAAAUUGGACGAAAUUUUUGUAGAAUCCACACUUCUUUGCUUGUAUCUAAAGUCACGUGUUCUUUAAUUUACGUUACAUAGUUUCUUAAUAUACGUCAGAGCCCCUUUGUUUCCGAGAGGCAUCCGUGUGCAGAAUGGUGGUAAAUUUGAACCUGUCAAAAAAAUUGUCUUUAAUAAAAUUGUGCUCAAAGCAAUUUUUUUUUCGCUCACGUUCUCAUAGUAAUGUGCAUUUUUAAUUCCGAAAAAAUAAUUAUUAAGGUAUGGGCAAUUUAAAUCUAAUCUGUUGUUAUUUGCUUAAUUUAUCUUCAGAUUUGGAUCCGUGCAUAGACGUAACGUGUCAUUAUCACAGCUUCUGUAAGGCGUUUGGACCCCAUGAUACUCGCUGUGUAUGUGUGGAUAGCUGCCCAUCUUACAAAGAACCUGUUUGCUCAUCAAAUGGCACAACAUACGAUAACAGAUGUUUGUUUGAAAGAGAAGUUUGUCUACUUCGACUAAACUUUACCGUGCAACAUCCUGGCAGCUGUGAAGGUGAUUAGAGUUGUUUUUGAAUCUGUUAAAAGGUGAUUUAUGUUUUUAUUAGAUUUCAGUAUUAAUCCCUUAGCGAAUUUUUCAAAUGAGCUAUUUACUUACCCAUGUAACCUGGUGGGAAAACGGCGAAGAUGCGUGACUUUAUGGAAGUACAGAAUGUUACGUAAUUUUGCUAAGACGUUUGACAACAGCAAUGCUAAUAAGAAUGCUGGUCAGAAAAAGUGGCGGAUACACUUAUAUUUAAGCAUUUUCAGUUAAUACUCAACGAAAAUAUUUUAUAUAUAUAUUUAUAUAUAUUUUGCUUCAGUGAUACAUACAUAUAUAUAUAUAUAUAUAUAUGUAUAUGUAUCAGUGAAGCAAAAUUUUAAAAAAACUGAUUUUUCUCUCUAAAAUUAUUAUUAUUAGUAGUAGUCGUUUGCAUUUCGUACCCGGACGUAUCUCUGCCUAACAUAUCUGGAUAACGUCCUUUCCUAGAGUUAUAUUUUUUUAAGCAUAACUGGAACUGAAUCUUUUCUCUGCGAGAGGUAGUAGUUACAAUGGGUGGUCACUUUCCUUUCCUUUAGCGCUAAUAGGCUUGACCAGUUGCCACCGUGUAGCUCUGCUCAGGAUGCAAGUUCUAAUCUCUCCACUGCUUACCAUGCUAUUUACCUAAUGCAGUGACAAGCGAUACAUUGUCCGCUGUGAACUCUCCCCAGGACUUCUGUGGUAGAGAGUAACAACCCUCUUUAUAAGAACCACUCAUUUGCUGCUUUGUUAACAUUUUUAUGUUCUGGGUAAAAAUGAAAUGCCCUUUGCUCCGCAUCUUGUCAUACUAAUCUAUAGUUCAUCUCGAAAUGUGUUUUCUAGGAUUUCCUUUUCGGCGUGGUCGUCGCCACAUGCCACAUAUUCCAUCCUUGGGCUACUCUCACUGUCAUGCCAUUCAUUUCAAACCGUUUGUGUUUUACCCUGACAAACCCAUUCAAGUGCAGAUAACUGUCAAUCAUAUGGAUACCAGUGACAAAUUUUACGUCCAUGACGCGGCAGUAUCGUGGGUUGAAAAUGUGAAUAACGACGGAUUCACUGCUUGUGUGAUGGCAGCAGGAUAUAACGAACGAAAGUCGUAUGCAAACGUGACCGUUGAUUGGAUGGCGUACCAAGGUGCUCCAGUGGGUGGCGUGACUGGUGAAGUGCGCAUGUCACAAUGGUGGACUGGUACGACUUGUGCGACUGUCAUGUUUCCUACAGUGAGUGGUGUUUGUUGGGUUUUCUUGUCCUUUCCAUUCUUUUCAAGAUCAUAUCUUUUGAAACGCCUCACUUCUACUGAGGUCACUCAGUUAAUAACAGAUCCUUUUUAAUAUGCAUCAGCAGUGAUUUGUCCUUAGGGCGCAGCCGUACCCUUAUUACCAAUAGUCGAACAAUGACAUGGUACUACAAAUUAUUCUUUUACCAAUUUCCGGCAUAUCGCAAACGUCUUGGGUUCCUUUUUGCAAAAAUAAAAAAAUGAAUCCUGUUCGUGGCUUUCUAAGAGUUAAGAGUUGCCUAACACGGAUUUAUUUUUCAGGGAAAAUUCUCUGUGAUACCGUCGGUAUUCGUGACUGCCAAACAUUACAAUCCAGGAUUAAAACGUGACGCAGCAAGCGUAUGGAUUGAAGAUGUCACACAAUCAUCCUGCAAAGUUUGCUUGAGAGAAUUACAAAACUACGCUGGAUCACACCAAGACGUUGUUGUUGUGAGUAACGCUUAUCUCAUGGAAUCGAACGAACAGUGUUUUUCGUUGGAAACUAAGUGCAGCAGACUGGUAUCUUUCUCCAUCUCAUCUUUUCGCUUUUUUACGCUUCCAGCAGUUGGUCCAGCAGAGAUGCUCGAUUUUUUGCUUGAAAAUAUUUUUCCCUCCAUCUGUUUCCUCUUCAUCUGGCUUUGUCAACCCAACCAUGUUAUUGCUUCCUUGUAGCCUAAGAUGUCGGUGGCUGUUUUAUAUAAACCUUGUUGAGAGAUUACCAUCUUAUUUUCGACGUUGACACAAUCUUUUUCUAGUAAGGAAGUGAGACUGAAAAAGAAUUCUUUCUUUUUAUUGUUAAUUAAUUAAUUAUUUAUUUACUUACUUUAUUGCAGAAUUGGUUAGCGUUUUCAUAUCUUGACGAGCCUCCCUUCUCAGAACACAAUUCGAUUUACUUUUCGAAUGAUAAACCUCCCGCUCAGAGUCAUUAUAAUGCCUUCUGCAAGGUC